Acanthosepion pharaonis is the source of this 1020-nucleotide messenger RNA. The record is from the annotation of a GenBank genome assembly. NCBI's taxonomy places the organism in Eukaryota, Metazoa, Mollusca, Cephalopoda, Sepiida, Sepiidae.
AUGCUCUUUCUUUUUUCUCAUGUAAUCUAUCUUUCUUUAUUUCUUUCUUGUGAUUAUCUUACUUUCUCUCUUAAAUGCUCUUUCUUUCUUUCUUUUUCUUUCUUUCUUUCUUUCUUUCGUUAUUUCUUUCUUUCUUUCUUAAAUGCUCUUUCUUUUUCUUAUAUAAUCUUUCUUUCCUUCUUUCUUUCUUUCUUUCUUUCGUAUUAUGUUUUUUUCUUUCUUGUGAUCAUGUUACCUUCUCUCUUAUAUGCUCUUUUUUCUUUCUUUCUUUCUUUCUUUCUUUCUUUCUUUCUUAAAUGCUCUUUCUUUUUCUUAUAUAAUCUUUCUUUCUUUCUUUCUUUCUUUCUUUCUUUCUUUCGUAUUAUGUUUCUUUCUUGUGAUCAUGUUACCUUCUCUCUUAUAUGCUCUUUUUUCUUUCUUUCUUUCUUUCUUUCUUUCGUUAUUUCUUUCUUUCUUUCUUUCUUAAAUGCUCUUUCUUUUUCUUAUAUAAUCUUUCUUUCUUUCUUUCUUUCUUUCUUUCUUUCUUUCGUAUUAUGUUUCUUUCUUGUGAUCAUGUUACUUUCUCUCUUAUAUGCUCUUUUUCUUUCGUUCUUUCUUUCUUUCUUUCUUUCUUUCUUUCGUUAUUUCUUUCUUUCUUUCUUUCUUAAAUGCUCUUUCUUUUUCUUAUAUAAUCUUUCUUUCUUUCUUUCUUUCUUUCUUUCUUACGUAUUAUGUUUCUUUCUUGUGAUCAUGUUACUUUCUCUCUUAUAUGCUCUUUUUCUUUCGUUCUUUCUUUCUUUCUUUCUUUCUUUCGUUAUUUCUUUCUUUCUUUCUUUCUUAAAUGCUCUUUCUUUUUCUUAUAUAAUCUUUCUUUCUUUCUUUCUUUCUUUCGUAUUAUGUUUCUUUCUUGUGAUCAUGUUACUUUCUCUCUUAUAUGCUCUUUUUUCUUUCUUUCUUUCUUUCUUAAAUGCUCUUUCUUUUUCUUAUAUAAUCUUUCUUUCUUUCUUUCUUUUCUUUCGUAUUAUGUUUCUUUCUUUCUGA